GCGCUGCUGAUUGCUUUCUGUGUCCUCGUCGUGAUCUGUUUCACUACCGUUCUCGUCACUGUCUUGCUGACAAGGCGGUAGAUCGAUGGAGGGACAAAGUUCCACAUCCGAACUAUACGGGGAUCUCAGUGCAUCGAUGUACGACACCGACGAGGUUCGUGCUGGAGAUGGUCAGCGCCAUGAACGUAUGCGCAGGACAGGAUAUUCGUCAAUGACGUGGCCCAUCAUGGCAGGUCAUGGUUCCAUGACUCACCGUUUGGACCAGGCGGACAGAGACGGACUGCACAACACGACUUUCGCGGCCAUGGGAACACAAGCUUCGUCAUGCGUCGACGGUCGUGGGGGUCUCAUGGGGCGAGAAAAGUACAUGGAGACUGCACAGAGGACAACAAACAACAACGAAAGGCCGACACACGUGUCCUACCAGUCAUGGGGAGGCGCAUCAGCAAUCAAUGUCGGUGUUUGGGGUGUUGCCGGACAAUACGAAGACAUGGCGCCCACACAGCGAAUGAGUGUGAUAUCGUUGCUGCAGGCAGGGCAUGCGCAUCGGCCGACCGCAGGGGGGCAGACAACUGUGUGUGAUCGUGCUUCGCGAUACCAACAUGUUUCAGUGGGGGGACCCGGGGUGGUGUGGCACUACGCGGUGCCUAGUGUCGCAUAUCCAGGCGGGGUCAGUGCUCAGCAAUCGCCGACACGCCACCAAGAACCGCGGCAAAGGACAAUGCUGGACGACGAGCAGGGGACAUGGGUGGCUUCCGUAAUACAGGAAUACGUAUUCCCGAUGGGAAGGACGGAAGGUAGACAGGCAGGGAGCGCCAAUGCAAUGAGGGACAUGGUCAUGGUCGGGGAGUGUUUGUCGGACAUGGCGGGUGUGGCUUCAGACGGUGAGGGUGAAGGGCUGGCGGCAGGAUUGGAUGGGAAGAAUUUCGACGGUGGCGAUGGUGAUGAAGGACCGGUAGCCGAUUCGUCGAUGAACCCACGUGGAGGUGGACAUGGGUGGAGCACCAUAGGGGAAGAUUGUCGGAAGAAGUGGACAGAGUUCCAGAAGAAGGUCAGGGAGGUUCGUGAUGCCUACAUUGGCUCCGACAAACCGGGGUACUACGGCAUUACUACGGAGGAGAGGAAGACAUUGGGGAUACCCCUGAUGUUUGAGAAGCUGUUGUGGGACGUCAUGGAGUGGUACCAAAAGAAGGCGUCCUUCAAUUGCGACAACACGAUGCCGUCAGAGGAAUUGAGGGGGACUGGAUUGAGCGGAUCGGCGGGCGAGGCAGGUUCCGAAGGUGGGGGUACAAAACCCACCGAGAGUGCAGCAAAACAAGGAGGACCACAACUAGAAAAGGUCUGGGAGGUGAGUCAUCGUCCUCAAAGUUCCGAGUCGGCAUGGCUUCGGUGAUGAAGGAAUCCACGCGGUCUCUCUGCGAGGGCCUGGACAAUGCUGCCGGGAGCAUGGCAUGUGCCAC
Messenger RNA from Chara braunii, 1460 nucleotides. NCBI's taxonomy places the organism in Eukaryota, Viridiplantae, Streptophyta, Charophyceae, Charales, Characeae. The record is from the annotation of a GenBank genome assembly.